AUGUCCCCAAACUCGACCUCUUCACAAGCCAACAAACCUUUGACAAGAUUAUCCAACAUCAAAGGCCAUAUCAAUAUGGAGGGGUGCAAUCCUACCGUCUUCCACGAUGACAUCGUGCCGCUGGCGCCAGAAGACCCGCUAUUCGGGCUAAUGGCUGCCUAUAAAAAAGAUGACUUUGAUAAGAAGGUUGAUUUGGGUAUUGGAGCUUACCGUGACAACAACGCACAACCAUGGGUACUUCCUGUUGUCAAGAAGGCGGAGGAAUUACUUCGCAAGGAUCCCAAGCUCAAUCACGAAUAUCUGCCAAUCGCUGGUCUUGCCGACUUCACCGUGGCAGCACAAAAGCUCAUCCUGGGAGCAGAUAGCCCCGCCAUAAAGGACAAGCGGGUUGUGUCCCUACAAACUAUUUCCGGGACCGGUGCUGUCCACCUAGGAGGCCUCUUCCUCGCACACUUCUACCCUCGAAACCCCAAACAGCUCUACUUCUCCUCUCCAACGUGGGCCAACCACAAUCAGAUCUUCUCCAACGUCAAGCUCCCAACCAAGUCAUACCCCUAUUUCUCACCUCUUACAAAGGGUCUCGACUUUGAUGGCAUGCGUUCUACGAUUGAGAAAGCUCCUGAAGGCAGCAUCAUUCUUCUACAUGCUUGUGCGCAUAACCCUACUGGUGUUGACCCGACUCGAGAUCAAUGGAAGGAAAUUGCAAAGGUGAUACGAGCAAGAAACCAUUUCCCCUUCUUCGAUUGCGCAUACCAGGGCUUUGCGUCCGGUGACCUCGAGAAUGACGCUUGGGCUGUCCGCUAUUUCGUCUCCGAGGGGUUUGAGCUCUGCAUUGCCCAGUCCUUUGCCAAGAAUUUCGGUCUUUACGCCGAACGGACUGGUGUUUUCCACUUUGUCACGGGCGCUGGUCCAGAUGCUCAGCGCACGAUCGCCCGCAUAGGUUCUCAGCUCACCCUCCUACAACGCAGCGAGAUCAGUAACCCACCUGCUUAUGGGGCUCGCGUAGCCAGUCUUGUUCUGAACGACCCGGAGUUGUUCAAGGAAUGGCAAGCCAAUCUGCGGACUAUGGCUGGCCGUAUUAUCGACAUGCGAAAAGCAUUAAGAUCGAAGUUGGAGGAAUUGAACGGGAAAGAGGGCAGCUGGAAGCAUAUCACGGAUCAGAUUGGCAUGUUCAGCUUCACAGGCUUGACUGAGAAGCAGGCAGUGAAGGUCAAGGAUGAUGCACAUGUCUACAUGACGAAGAAUGGGAGGAUCAGUAUGGCAGGGCUGAACACGGGCAAUGUCGACUACACGGCCAAGGCCAUCGAUAAGGUCGUGAGGGACACAGAGUAA
Messenger RNA from Letharia columbiana, 1332 nucleotides. RefSeq lists its product as uncharacterized. Lineage: Eukaryota; Fungi; Ascomycota; Lecanoromycetes; Lecanorales; Parmeliaceae. The transcript has 3 exons. The record is from RefSeq and is a predicted model, not a curated record. Gene Ontology annotation, cellular component: cytosol. Gene Ontology annotation, molecular function: L-aspartate:2-oxoglutarate transaminase activity; pyridoxal phosphate binding. Gene Ontology annotation, biological process: L-aspartate biosynthetic process. Bases 1 to 1332 code for a protein of 443 amino acids.